AUGCCCAACAGCAGCUCCAUCACUGAGUUCCUCCUCCUGGCAUUCUCAGACACACGCGAGCUGCAGCUCCUGCACUUUGCGCUCUUCCUGGGCAUCUACCUGGCUGCCCUCCUGGGCAACGGCCUCAUUCUCACCACCAUAGCCUGCGACCACCGCCUCCACACCCCCUUGUACUUCUUCCUCCUCAACCUCGCCCUCCUCGACCUGGGUUGCAUCUCCACCACUGUCCCCAAAGCCAUGGCCAAUUCCCUCUGGGACACCAGGGCUAUCUCCUAUCAAGGAUGUGCUGCCCAACUCUUUUUCGUUGCUUUCUUGGUUGGAGCAGAGUAUUCCCUUCUCACCGUCAUGGCCUAUGACCGCUAUGUUGCUAUCUGCAAACCCCUGCACUAUGGGACCCUCCUGGGCAGCAGAGCUUGUGCCCAGAUGGCAGCAGCUGCCUGGGGCAGUGGCUUUCUCAAUGCUAUCCUGCACACAGCCAGUACAUUUUCCCUGCCCCUCUGCCAAGGCAAUGCCAUGGACCAGUUCUUCUGUGAAAUCCCCCAGAUCCUCAAGCUCUCCUGCUCAGAUGCCUACCUCAGGGAAGUUGUGGCACUUGUGUGUAGUGUUUCUUUAGCCUUCGGUUGUUUUGUUUUCAUUGUUUUCUCCUAUAUUCAGAUCUUCAGGACCGUGUUCAGGAUCCCCUCUGAGUUGGGCCAGCACAAAGCCUUUUCCACAUGCCUCCCUCACCUGGCUGUGGUCUUCCUGUUUAUCAGCACUGGCAUAUUUGCCUACCUGAAGCCCCCUUCCAUCUCCUCCCCAUCAAUGGAUCUUAUUGUGGCAGUUCUCUACUCAGUUGUUCCUUCAUCACUGAACCCCCUUAUCUACAGCAUGAGGAAUCAAGAGCUCAAGGAUGCAGUGAGGAAACUCUAUGGAUACAUGCUUCUUCGGAAUCAAUAAUGACUUUAAGUUCCCUGAUAAUUUCAGACACCGUAAAUUUUUUGUUAUUAUAUUUCUCUAUAAAUAUUUUCUCCAAGUUGUUUUGAUUUAAAUAAUGUUAUCCUUAACCUGUAACGUGAUAUUUUUUUGAUUUACAAUGACCAGUCAUCAAAUCUACCUA
This is a messenger RNA of Anas platyrhynchos (mallard), 1096 nucleotides long. Its product is annotated as olfactory receptor 14C36-like. Gene Ontology annotation, molecular function: olfactory receptor activity; G protein-coupled receptor activity. The record is from RefSeq and is a predicted model, not a curated record. Lineage: Eukaryota; Metazoa; Chordata; Aves; Anseriformes; Anatidae. Gene Ontology annotation, biological process: G protein-coupled receptor signaling pathway. Gene Ontology annotation, cellular component: membrane.